This is a messenger RNA of Penicillium odoratum, 1500 nucleotides long. RefSeq lists its product as uncharacterized. Lineage: Eukaryota; Fungi; Ascomycota; Eurotiomycetes; Eurotiales; Aspergillaceae. The transcript is spliced from 2 exons. Bases 1 to 1500 code for a protein of 499 amino acids. The record is from RefSeq and is a predicted model, not a curated record.
AUGCCCGUCUUCAAAGGAACACAAACACACCCCGAGCUUUUCCAAAUCCACAUUGGGCCCGAUUUUGGCACCAAUAACCUGGUGAAGUACUGUGAGACGCAGAGCAGUGUCUACUUGCGAAAUCAAGAAACGCUUGAAAAGACCCUCUUGACUUUAUGUCCUCGGGAGCUAUGGCCGAUAGAUUCCAACAGUUGUAUGUCUCCCCGGCCAAUCCUUGUUGUCAAGGAGCAUCAGGAGCAGCUAUCGGAACUUAACGCCGCGCUGACAGCGGCGGUUUCCGAUAUUGUUGAUCGAUGGUGGACAGAAAAAGAAGCGCGCUUUCCAGAGCGAAUGCCCCUGGAGAAGAAGGAAGAGGAGCUUCUGCGGGUACUCGCGGAGAACAGCUGUGCGGAGCCUGGAGCUCCGAUGGAAAUUUUCCAGAUCACGGAAAUUAACGCCCGUUUCCCUUUUAAUGGGCUGUUGCAUCAGGCCUACGGGCAGGAUGCCUUGGGGAUGAUUGAAGACAGACACAAUUGUCUUACCGCUGGAACCAAUACAGGCAAGGUAAAUUUCGGGCUACAGUCCUGCAACACUGAUAUAUCCUUUUCUCAUCUUUACCAGGUGCUUAAUGGCCUACUGAGCCUUUUUCGUCAUAAUCUUCCCCUGCAUUUUCUCAAGGGUGAAGAGCCUGGCUUAGAUAUUCACAUGGUUGUGGACUUCGUUCAGCGUCAGAUCGGUCUCUCCCCUCGUUUGACAUCUCCUCAAGAUCUAAGGUUGCUACCUGAUCCCCAUAAGGAAGGCAAGCACACGCUUUGCUGCUUGGUAGAUCAUGACCAAGCUGUUACUUCUUCUCUGUUCACCCCUGAGGGAGAGGCAGUGGAGGAAGUCUAUCAACUUGGCCUUGAGCUUCACCAGCAUGAGCUAGAUGCCAUGCAACCGGAGAUACUACAACAGGUAAGCCUGCGCUGCUUCAACGACCUGCGAACAAUUUUGCUAGUGCAUGACAAGCGAAUGCUCGGAAUAGUGAAGGAAGAGCUAGAUCACCUCGUGGCUCGCAAUGUGCUCUCUCCGACUCAGGCACAGGCGCUCGAUAGGCGCAUUGCAGACACCUUUCUUCCAGGAUCUGGAUAUCUUGACAAAGUUUUGUACCUCUCCAAAGUCUCACCCGAAAUCAGAAACCAAUUUUUUCUAAAGCCAGUACGUGGUGGCAAGGGUGCUGGUAUUGUUUUCGGUGAUGAAUAUGAGCCUGACCAGUGGGUUUCUAUUUUGAAGCGACUACAGAGUCCAACUCUGGGAAAAGGAGGUACCUAUGUGGUCCAGCGACGCAUCACUCCUCGUCUCUAUGAUGUUGUAUUGAAAGCAUCUGGAGAGAGAACUCGAUAUCCUCUUGUCGGCACAUAUCAUGCCAUACAUGGUCAAUUGAUCGGAUUCGGUGUUUGGCGUUGCAGUCCUCAUCGUAUUUGUACCAUCAGCAUGGGAGGAUCCUGGACAUGCACGGUGAUGCAAGAAAGCAUUGAGUAG